This is a messenger RNA of Necator americanus (New World hookworm), 1257 nucleotides long. RefSeq lists its product as uncharacterized. The coding region runs from base 1 to 1257 and encodes 418 amino acids. The record is from RefSeq and is a predicted model, not a curated record. Lineage: Eukaryota; Metazoa; Nematoda; Chromadorea; Rhabditida; Ancylostomatidae. The transcript has a single exon.
AUGGAGGAAAUCAUCUACGACUUCUACUCUGAUCUCUUCGACAGCCAUGUCCACUUGCCUCCUCACCAUCUGAGGGAAGAUGGACAAGUCAUUCCAGAGGUUCUCCCGUCCGAAAUACGACAUGCUAUCAUGUCGGUAAGAAAUCGUACGGCACCCGGUCCCGACAGAAUAAGACCAGAACACCUGAAGAGCCUUCCGCCUGUACUCAUCAACACCCUUGCGAGGCUCUUUACACGUUAUCUGUCGGAAUGCAAGGUUCCUAAACAGUGGAAGACCAGCAAGACCGUGUUGUUGUAUAAAAAGGGAGAUCCACAUGACAUCGGCAACUAUCGUCCAAUCUGCCUACUGUCCGUCAUCUACAAGCUCUUUACAAGAGUAAUCCUUAAUAGGAUUGAAAAAGUCUUGGAUGAAAGACAGACAUGCGAGCAGGCAGGGUUUCGAAAAGGAUUCAGCACGAUUGACCACAUUCAGACUGUUUCGGAACUCAUCGAGGUAUCACGAGAGUACAAGAAGCCGUUCUGUCUCACCUUCAUCGACUUAAAGAAGGUCUUCGACUCAUUUGAGACGGAGGCGGCCGUGGAAGCUUUGGACAACCAAGGCGUCCCUACUCAGUACAUAAAGGUGCCUCGAGAGUUGUACAGUAACUUUAUUUCCAGAAUUUCGCCAUUCUACAGGAACAUCGUCAUUGACGUGAAGAGGGGGGGGGGGGGUGUCCAACAGGGUGAUACAAUUUUCACACCCAAAAUAUUCACAGCCACCCUCGAGAACGCAAUGCGAAAGUUGGAAUGUUACUACAUGGGAGUGAAGAUUGAUGGUCGGCAGCUACACCAUUUGCGCUUUGCUGAUGACGUCGUACUGAUAACACCUAGCAUCAGCCAAGCGGAACGAAUGCUGACCGAAUUCGACGAAACAUGUGAAUGCAUUGGUCUUCAGCUGAAUCUACAAAAGACGAUGUUCAUGCGGAACGGAUGGGUCUCGGAUGCCCCAUUCACGUUCAACAAAACGAACAUAUCCGAAUGCACCAGCUACGUUUAUCUGGGUCGGGAACUGAACAUGAUGAACGACCUGACCCCCGAGCUGGGCAGAAGGAGACGAGCGGCUUGGGGAGCGUAUAAGAGCAUCGAGGAUGUAAUGAAGAAGACCAGGAACACCCGGCUCCGUGCUCACCUCUUCAACACCACCGUACUUCCUGCUUUGACCUAUGCUUCGGAAACCUGGGCAUUUCGCAAGCAGGAAGAAGGAGGUGAACGUCACUGA